AUGGCGGACACUUAUACGUGCAUGACCUGCCGGAUGUUCUUCGACUCUGCGGAGGUCCAGCGAACGCACUACCGCGCACCGUGGCAUUGUUUCAAUCUCAAGCGCAAGGUUGCUGGACUGCCGCCCGUGAGCGAGGAAUCGUUCGAGGACAAGGUCAAGGCCCUCAAGACUGAGAAGAUCGCCCUGGACCACCAGGCCCUCGCCGCCAAGCAGCGGCCCGCUUCCAAGAAGACCCACAAGUUCCAAAUAACCAAGGGCAAGGGCAACGGCCGCAAUGCUGCCGGCAACCUCGCUAUGGCAGCUGACGAGCUCGGCAUCUCGCUCGAGGACACCCCUGUGGAAUCUGUCGACGAUGAUUCUGCCGAGGAGGAGGAACCGGAGUUGACUGAGGAGGAGAUGAUCGAGCAGCGCCUCAAGAGCGCGAAGCCCGUGCCCGUCACGGAGUGCCUCUUCGACGGCCACGAGAGCAGCGACCUGAAGUCCAACCUCGACUACACACGAAGCAAGUUCAGCUUCUUCAUUCCGGAAAUCGAAAACCUGGUCGACCUCGAGGGCUUGAUGACCUACCUGGGCGAGAAGGUCGGAGUGGGCUACACAUGUCUCUACUGCGGCAAGGACUACCAGAGCCUGCCAGCCGUCCGAUCCCACAUGGUGGACAAGAGCCACUGCAAGCUCAAGUUCUACGAGGAGCUUGAGGAGUACGACGAGUACUACAACUUCGAGGAGAACGCCGAGGACGAGAACAACAACCGGUCGUUGAUCACCGUCAACGACGAUGGUUCGGUUGACACAGGUAUCACACUCUCUGACACCGGUGCGGAGCUGGUGCUUCACAACGGACGGACACUCGGAAACCGAGCGUACAAGACCUACUACAAGCAGCGACACCGACCGUCUGAGUCGCGCACGUCGGUGUUGAUGGUGCAGCUGGUCAAGCAGUACAACGAGCUGGGCGUACUGCGCGAGAAGCGGGCCGACGAGAUCAUCGCGCGCAAGAAGCAGGAGAGGCGGAUACGACACAACAACGGCGAGCAGGUGAAGAUCCAGCUCAAGGCCAACAGGCUCCAGAAGUACAUGCACCACAAGGAAUGCAUGACUUAG
This is a messenger RNA of Acanthamoeba castellanii str. Neff, 1101 nucleotides long. Its product is annotated as zinc finger, c2h2 type domain containing protein. The coding region runs from base 1 to 1101 and encodes 366 amino acids. The transcript is spliced from 4 exons. Lineage: Eukaryota; Discosea; Longamoebia; Acanthamoebidae. Gene Ontology annotation, biological process: ribosomal large subunit biogenesis. Gene Ontology annotation, cellular component: preribosome, large subunit precursor. The record is from RefSeq and is a predicted model, not a curated record.